Messenger RNA from Cyprinodon tularosa, 3617 nucleotides. It is a transcript of the gene cnga1b, whose product is annotated as cyclic nucleotide gated channel subunit alpha 1b. NCBI's taxonomy places the organism in Eukaryota, Metazoa, Chordata, Actinopteri, Cyprinodontiformes, Cyprinodontidae. The transcript has 15 exons. Gene Ontology annotation, molecular function: protein-containing complex binding; intracellularly cGMP-activated cation channel activity; cGMP binding. Bases 255 to 2246 code for a protein of 663 amino acids. Gene Ontology annotation, cellular component: plasma membrane; intracellular cyclic nucleotide activated cation channel complex. Gene Ontology annotation, biological process: monoatomic cation transmembrane transport. The record is from RefSeq and is a predicted model, not a curated record.
CCUUGUCAGGGUGACAGAGGAGAAUCCCUGCAGGAAACACUCCUUCUCUCCUUCCUCCCUUCCAUCCCUCUUCUUUCCUCCAGUUUACUCCUCUUUUCUCGUCUCUCCAAAGGAUUUCCUGAAUCCAGUCGUGUUUAUGACACUCUGGUUAGGGAGUUAGCCAUCGGUUUCCAUGGUGAUGUGUUUGGACGGCAGUCUGGGGAUCUAGGCCAAACGACCGGGGAUUAUCAGCUGACAGCCAGAGGAACUCCACCAUGGCUAAAGUAGCACCACUAAUCCCUCACCAUGCAUCUGGGUUAAAUCCUCCCACCAUUGUGCUACAAGAUAUGGAGGAGGAGCCUGGUGACAUCACAGACCGGGUCAGAAGUACCCAAAGAGCUGGACCAGGAGCCCUGUUCAACGUCAACAACAGCAACAACAACGAGGAAGAGGAGGAGGAGGGAAAAAAGAGGAAAAAGAAAGAGAAGAAGGAGAAAAAAGAAAAGAGAGAAAAGGAGAAGCAGGAGAAAAAGGAAAGGAAGGAGCAGAGGCAGAAGGAGAAGAAAGAGAAGGAGAAGGAGAAACAGAAAGAAAAGGAAAAACUGGAAAAAGAGAAGAAGGCUAAGGAGGAGGCGGCACGAGAAAUCGCAGUGAUUGAUCCAGCUGGAAACACUUACUACUAUUGGCUCUUCAUCGUCACUAUACCUGUCAUGUACAACUGGACCCUGAUUAUAGCCAGGGCAUGUUUUGAGGAGCUACAGUCUGACUAUCUGAUCAUGUGGUUCAUUGUGGACUUCAUCUGUGACGUCGUCUAUGUUUUGGACAUGGUUUUCAGGAGCAGGACAGGUUACCUGGAGCAGGGUCUGCUGGUGAAAGAUAAGCUGAAACUUCAAGAGCGCUACAUGAAAACCUUCCAGUUUAAACUGGAUAUGGUUUCCAUGAUUCCCACCGACAUCCUGUACCUAGUUUUUGGUACCUCCUACCCUGAGAUCCGCCUCAAUAAGCUGUUACGUUUCAACAGGAUGAUGGAAUUCUUCCAGCGGACUGAGACCAGAACCAAUUACCCCAAUGCUCUUCGUAUCUCCAACCUUGUCAUGUAUAUCCUCAUCAUCAUCCACUGGAAUGCCUGCCUCUACUACUCCUUCUCCAAGGCAAUUGGUUUUGGGUCUGACAGGUUUGUGUAUCCCAACCCAGCAGACCCGGAGUUUGGUCGCCUGGUGAGGAAGUAUGCCUACAGUAUGUACUGGUCUACGCUAACACUCACCACCAUUGGCGAAACACCUCCCCCUGUGGAGAACUCAGAGUACUUCUUCGUUGUAACAGACUUCCUGGUGGGUGUGUUGAUUUUUGCCACCAUCGUUGGUAACGUCGGCUCAAUGAUCACAAACAUGAAUGCUGCAAGAGCCGACUUUCAGGCCCGGAUUGAUGCCAUCAAACAAUACAUGAGCUUCCGAAAGGUAACUAAAGACCUGGAGAAGCGAGUGAUUAAGUGGUUUGACUUCCUGUGGACCAACAAGAAAGCUGUUGAUGAGAGAGAAGUGCUGAAGUACCUUCCAGACAAGCUGAGAGCUGAGAUUGCCAUUAAUGUGCACCUGGACACCCUGAAGAAGGUCCGUAUCUUUGCAGACUGCGAGGCUGGACUGUUGGUGGAGCUGGUGUUGAAGCUGCAGCCUCAGGUCUUCAGUCCAGGAGACUACAUCUGCAAGAAGGGUGAUAUUGGUAGAGAGAUGUACAUCAUCAAGGAGGGAAAGCUGGCUGUGGUUGCUGAUGAUGGUGUCACGCAGUUUGUUGUUCUCAGUGAAGGAAGUUAUUUUGGGGAGAUCAGUAUCCUGGCCAUCAAAGGCAGUAAGGCAGGAAACAGAAGGACAGCCAACAUCAGGAGCAUUGGGUACUCCGAUCUCUUCUGUCUUUCCAAAGACGACCUUAUGGAGGCACUGACGGAAUAUCCUGAUGCUAAAGCUCUGCUGGAGGAAAAGGGAAGGCAGAUUCUAAUGAAGGAUGGACUUCUGGAUCUGGAGGUGGCAGCACAGGGCCCAGACCCCAAGGAGAUUGAAGAGAAGGUGGACCGGAUGACCAGCAACCUUGACACGCUGCAAACCCAGUAUGCCAGGCUGCUGGCAGAGCAUGAAGCCACUAACAGCAAGCUCAAACACAGAGUCACCCGACUGGAGAAGAAGCUGGCCCCACCAGUGCCACUGGAAGAGGCACCUGGUGACGCCCCACCCCCUCCAACACCUGAGACCACCAAAGGAGAAGAGAAGAAAUAAUAGUAUGGAGGACUAACAAUUUGAACUUUAGUUUACACCUGGAUAAAAGGACUUCAAGAAGAGGAUCAAUGAAAUCAAUUCUCAAACUUGACAAGAUUCAAAUAAAAGUCUGAAAUCCUAAACAAAGAUUUUAUUUUGGAUCCUUAGAUUUAAAUCUGUCUGAGCUAAAAGCAGUUUUGAAAACCAACUUUUGGAGAGAGUGGUGGGAAAUAUGGGAAACAAUCUAAGGUCCUGCUGGAAAAGAGACUCUGGAUUUCAGCAGAUAAUGAAAGGACAGUUGCAGCUCAGAGGAAAAGGUUUCAUCUUCUUGUAGUCUGGUUUUUUUCUUAUGUUUGAGUUAUAAACUGUUGUAUUAUUAUGUAACAUAUUUGGAAAAAAGCAAAUGUCCUUCCUGCUUUUCUGAACAUAGAUGAGAAUCCUCAUUUUGAGACUUGAUUACUAGUCAGUCUGUGGUUGUAUAAAUGUACAGAUAAAACCCUUGAGCCCGCUUUGACUGGGUUUGGGCUAAAAGUCAAUUUCCUCCAAACAUGCUUUCGUUUUCUGGUUACCGGCUGCUUAGACCGGGCAUACACUGUACAAUCUAUUCAAUUAUUUCUCUCAGCUACAUCUCAGACUGUAUGACAAGUUCACAGCUCACUAUGUCUGUUCUUCCACUGUACGGCCCGACGCCCUGAUCCGAUCUACCUGCUCACACUGCAUGACCAAAAACCACACGUCGGACUCAUCACCGAGAGUUGCCGCUGGUUAGACUUGUAAAUCUGGAAGAAGAGGAACUCCCUUGUUUGCACAUGCGCAGUUAGGUUCCGGUAAAUCGGCUCGUAGCUCUUCUUCAACAGCAGGAUUUACCCACAAACAACCUAUGACGGCCGCCUGAAUUUUAAACAUUUUUGAUUUUCUUCCGAUCUUACGAUUCCUGAUCAGGAGGUGGUCGUGACAGGCUGAUCGCCCUUUGUUACGCCCUGUACACUACACGACACAGGACACACAAUGAGGCUGGAACUCGGCCUGAUCAAAUAAAUUCUGGCAUGUCUGGAGAAUUGGCCAAACUAGGGCAAAGACUCGUACAGUGUAUGCCUGGCUUUACCAGAACUACUGACAGGGAUUGUCCACUUGAUGAAUGUGGAUUCAGAACCAGUUCCUUUGUGCUUUCACUGAUGCUUUUCAAUAAGGAGCCCCUUUUCUACUGAAAGCCCCAAGCUUUGUAUUACCCAGCUAAUAGGAAACCCAACCAAUUUGUGAUUUUCCUUUUCCACUCUCUUAAAGGCCCGCGGACAAUCGUGCAAAUCAACAGCGUAACGUGGUUGGCAAAAAACAUUAACCAACAUCACAUGUUGGAGCGAGAUCGUGAACACACUGUGGGGGUUACACACG